Molecule: messenger RNA, 1178 nt
Organism: Ciona intestinalis (vase tunicate)
Lineage: Eukaryota; Metazoa; Chordata; Ascidiacea; Phlebobranchia; Cionidae
Source: RefSeq, a predicted model, not a curated record
UAAAGAAAAACUUUGUAUGUUUUGUGAAGCAAAUAGGAGUGUAGGCAUGUCUGUGUAAGAUUUGGUUUCGGUUAGAAUUUACUGUUUUUAAAGAAACAAACCCAAGAAACUUAGGGAUUUCUUCUCGUUGCACUAGAAACUGGCUGCAGUUGGAUCAAAAUGUCGACGCUAUCGUUCGCAUAUGCACCAACUGCGUUUCGAAUGCUUGAAGGGGUGCUUGCUGUCUAUAAACCAGCAGGUUUAGGAAUAAAUUCCCUUCACAACCAGAUCAUCUCAAAGCUUUUGACAGAUAUGAAUAACUUGGAACAGCGACCACAAAAACAGAGAUUGUUGUCAAAAGUCCAAACUGCUAACUCAACCAAUCAAAGCUUGAUUCCACAAACAAAUGUUCCUGAUUGGUCAGAUCACAUACUAGUGACAGGACCAAGAUAUAGAAAUGAGGAUUUUCACAUCUCGUUUGGUAAUUUGUUGGAUGCUGAUGCAUGUGGUGUACAAGUGAUUGGUGUUAAAAAAAAGGGGGAGAAACAACUAAAAAGAUUAAAAUACAUGAAGUUGUCAAGCACCUACAGGGCUUUUGGUCAGUUUGGUUUGACAUCCAUGUCCCACAGUCCUAAAACAAGAAUCUUAGAAAGAAGUACGUGGGAUCACUUGAGCUCAGAUAAAAUAAACAGAGUACUGAUGGCAAUGCAGGGAGCUCAUAGAAACGCAAUGUUACGAGACUCUGGUUUAGAAUUGAGUAGCCACAAAGCAUAUGAACUCGCUUCUAAGGGAUUGCUUAGACCAAUGGAGGGCAAUGAACCCGUUAUAGUGGACCUUAAGUUAUCAAGUUUAAAUCUACCUCAUUUCUCACUUGAGGUCACCUGCCUGAAUGACACUUGUGGAUUUAUUCGUAAACUAGUCCAUGAGGUGGCAGCAGAACUUCGAUCCAGUGCAAUUUGCACAAAACUACAAAGACAGCGAGUAUCUGUCUUUUCACAUGACAACAAACACACUCUACUUUCCCAUCAAAUGAACGUAAACAAUUUUAUAAACUCAAUCCACCAUUAUAAAGAAGCUUUUGACUCGCAGUUGGCAAACAAAAAGAAAUAUCUUCGUAAAGAAAAUUUGAUGGAUAAUUGUGAAGUGCAAUUUUCCAAUUAAUAGAAAAAUACUUUUUUAAUAAAUUCUGGCAAGUCUGA